Molecule: messenger RNA, 1095 nt
Organism: Elaeis guineensis (African oil palm)
Lineage: Eukaryota; Viridiplantae; Streptophyta; Magnoliopsida; Arecales; Arecaceae
Source: RefSeq, a predicted model, not a curated record
AUGGAGAACCGAAAGCUCGCCAUCUGCUUCCUCCUUUUCUCCACCCUCCUCUCUCUCUUCCCCCACUUCGCCGCAGCGGAGCCGUCGAAGAACAUCUCAGCCGUCUUCGCCUUCGGCGACUCCACGCUGGACGCCGGCAACAACAACGACCUCUCGACCCUCGUCCGAGCCGACCAUCCACCCUACGGCCGUGACUUCCCCGGCCAAGUCCCUACCGGGAGGUUCACCAAUGGCAAGCUCAUCACCGACUUCCUGGUGUCCUCCUUAGGCCUCAGGGAUGUCCUACCAUCCCACUCCGACCGCAGUCUCGCCAUGGCCAACCUAACCACUGGCGUUAGCUUCGCCUCGGGGGGCUCUGGAUUGGAUGAUCUCACCGCGACCACGUCAGGCGUGACGACCGUCGGGAGACAGGUGGCGAACUUUGCGGCGUACAUCGAAAGGCUGGAGGCGGCCGUAGGGAACGACGAGGCGAGUAGGAUAAUAAAAGAUGCGAUGUUUGUGAUUGGUGCUGGCUCUAAUGAUAUGAUGAUGAACUACUACAUACUUCCAGCCAGAAGAAUGACCUUCAGUACUGUCUCUAGUUACCAGAGGUUCCUCCUUUCUCAGCUUCAGAAACUUGUCAUGCAAUUAUCCAACAUGGGAGCAAGAAAAUUCGCAAUAGCAGGCCUUCCACCGGUUGGUUGCCUUCCGUUACAAAUCACUAUGGAAGCCAUGCGAUCAAUUAGUACGCCCACAUUACAACGCACUUGCAUCAUCCAACAGAAUAAUGAUGCCAUGGCAUACAACACAUUGCUCCAAGACACCAUCCACAGGUGGAACAAUACAUUACCCAAAUCUAAGUUUGUCUAUGUGGAUAUAUACAAUCCAUUGAUGGAGAUGGUCACAAAUCCUCUGAAAUAUGGUUUUACAGAGACAAAUUUGGGUUGCUGUGGAACUGGUUCCAUGGAGAUGGGACCAUUAUGCAACCCCCUUGUUCCAACUUGUCCCUUUCCCAACAGAUUUAUGUUUUGGGACUCCGUCCAUCCAUCACAGGCAACAUACCAAGCUCUCGCCAAACAAUUCAUGGAAACUGUGAUGCCAGAAUUUCGGAAGUAA